AUUCUCGCGAGAAACACGCGAGACAUCUGGUGAAAAUAACACCAUUCAUCUUUCAAAACACCGUCAAUGAACUGUUGUUUUGUUUAAAUUUUCCCCUUAAUAAACUGUUUUAUUGAAAGAAUUUAGCUUGAAAACACUUCUACAAUGACUCGUAAGUAUGCUAGUCUUGUAUUUAUGUAUAUAUAGGCUUUAAAUAUCGGGUAUCGGUGCCUCUUUAAAUUAGAAAUUUCGAUAUAUAUAUAUAACUUGGCUCCAAAAUUUUAGUUUUUGAUUCUAUUUUGUUUUAUAAAUUUGAACUUUCUUUUGUGAGAAAAAGCAAGAAAUACUUGAAUUGUCUAAAUACUGUUCACUUUUGUUAAAAGUUAAAUAACAUUCGUUUGUUCGUUUCAUAUAAUGAUUAGCAAUUAUAACAGUUUCUUAAUUUAUGUAUUUUAGUAUGUAAAAGUAGUCUAGAAGCUUUAUACAGUUUACCUAAUAUUAAAUGAAUUGUUAUUUAGAAAUAAUAAUUAGCACCUGAGAUAUAAUGCCUAGUGGUAUUACCAUAUGAGUAUUACAUGUAACUAUACUAAUCACACUUUUAAUUAACCAAUUAGAAUUCUUGAUAUUUUAAUUGAGUUAGUUAUUAACUGUUUAUUAACUAGCCAUUGAAUAGUUACAUUGCAUAUGAAAACAUUAUAGGAGUGACUUUUAUCUUAGUUAAUUACUUAUUUCCAAAUCAGAUUCAUAAAAAAAUAAAAUAUGGUUUUUCAGGUAUUUUAUAAAUUGACAUGUGCCUUUUAUAAAUUGACAUGUUAAUUAUUAAAAGUAUAUAUUUCCCAGACAAUAAUAAUUGGGUUUCACUAAUCACCAUUGUGCAACAGAUUAUGGUCGACCUGCAGUUAUCAGAGAUGCAAAUUCUAUUAAUUACAUGUAGCAAUCUGGAACAUUUCUGAAGUUGAACAUCUGUUGCCCAGUAACUAUUAGUGACACUCACCAGUAUACUUGAAAUGAGUGUCUGAAAGGUUUGCAUUGUUUCUAGACACAAGCUUCACUGUAGCAUUUUCCAAUAAACUGCCAUGCCCAUGGUUUGUUGGGCUUGAAAUUUUCAGCACUAUCCGGUGGGUUACUAGAAACUUUAAAUCUGAUAUCCACCACAGAAAUCUAGUGUCUCGCAUGUGGAUAGUAAUAUUCAAACAUUAAAACAAUGUAAAAUGAGUUUUCAGUUGUGAUGAAUUACAUAAUGAACCUAAGAUAUGUUUAUACAACAGAAAAGUAUGUGUACAUGUAUCUGUGGAGGAAAUUUGUUUAGUAUCCCAAUCGAUACUGAGCUUGUGAUGUCCAGUAUACAAUUUUAAAAUCUGGUAUCAAGUGGAUAUUGGGAUGCUGCAAAUUUCAAGCCUUGGUUUGUGUGUAAAAUACAGAUCUUUGUUGGGGGUUGGGAGAAUAGCAAAAAAACAGAGAGUCUUACAGCGAAACCAGGAGAGUUGACAGGUUUGGAACUAUCUGAAAAAGACUGAAAACACUUUGACUUUGAAAGCAAGGCUUUUUACCUUCAUGUUGUUUUUGUUGUGAUCAGGUGGUAAUCAGAGAGAAUUGGCCAGAGCUAAAAAUCUGAAGAAACAACAAGCCACAGGAAAAAGUAAGAGCGGUGAUGACAAAGACGGAAACAAAGGGGCUAACCUCCUUAAACGACAAGAAAGGUGUGAACAUGUGAUGUCUUAUUUAAUAUUUGCCUUCUAUACCAUAUUUUUACAUAAUUGAACACAGUUUAUGGCAAGGAAUAUUUGCAAAAAAACAUAAACCAAUUACUGCGAGGCCUAUUCAGGGCUUUCAAAAUAACCCGGCGCUGCUGGAGCUCCAGCGGCUAGCAAAGAUUUACCGCCGGUUACUUUGUUUAGCACUUGAAAUAUCAAUUCUGCUCUCCUUCCUCCAUUCUAGGCUUUCAAACAAAGUUAUUUUUCCUGAACUUGGUCUAUACUUUAUAGCCUGGUCAUUUUCGAAAACAACAUACUAUUUUGUAAAACACAUUAAGUUAAAGAUUGAGAGAUGUACAACUACCUGAAACAUAUAAGCAGAUCUUCAACAUUUUGAGUGAAUGCCCUUCGUCAGGAAGUUAGUGUGGCAUUCUAUUCGCUCGAAACAUCGAAGUUUUGGUUAUCUUUUUUAGGUAGUUGUUACAGCAUCUCACUCAAUCUCCAGCUGACUUGUUAUCACUGCUAUUACACUUGUUAUUACCGUUAAGAUACAACUACAUAUACCAUGAUAAACACAACUAAAACCAGUACAGUUUACGAUCAUCAAGAAUGGUUAUUUGUUUAAAUAAGGCUGUCUUGACUUAGGGCUCCUUUCAUGGACAAAUACUGUAGAGUCAGCUACAUUUAUAAACUCUCAACCGCAAAAAAGUGAAGUCACUGCAAACCACUUAUCAACACACCCUUUCAGUUGACCAUUGGUUGUCAUGAAUAAAUGUUUGUAAAUACUUGUGCUGUCUAAAAACUUCAAGAGCUCUUGAACUUGUGCAUUUCUACCAAUCGGACAACGAAUAAGAACUGAGUUGGAUCUGCCUUGCUCAUUGAUUUGUUGAAGUACUGUUCGGAUAAGAACUUUUCCCACAUCAAUAUCUUCACAAAACAAUGGCCCAAUCUUAUAGCCUUCGUCCGGAACCAUUGAUUCCCGGGCAACAACAUAACCAACAACAGACCCUUUGUUAUUUAAGGCAACAAAAGAGCGACUUGCCGGCGAAUACAACCAUUUGUAUAAAAACUAUUUGCGAUCAUAUCCAAACGUAAGCUUAUCGUAGUUAAACAAAGCUUCAAAAUCUACAUCGGAAACCUGCUUGAUGUGGUAUGUUGCAUCCGUGGAGAUCCCUUGAAGUUUUUUUAAGGCUGUUGCUGAAUUCAUAUCAUGUGUUUCAACUGAAUAGAGAAUCUCACCACUGCCAAAAUAUUUUUUGUACAUUUCAAACACUUCUAAUGAAGACACAUAAGCAGAUAUAAUUGUCAUUGGUUUGCAUUCUUUAACAACAUGAUUAAACAAUUGUAACCCGUAUCCGCACUUUCGGUAGUCCUUCUCAGUGUGGUAUCCCCCACCAUGCCGAUAACCAUCAUCGUAUUUGAAUACACCAGCUGUUCCAAUUGGCUGACCAUCCAACUCCCCUACAUACAACCCUGUGGGGUCGCAUGCAAGAAAGCAGUCUAUGUCGUCAAUUGCAGGUCGAUCUUUUACCAUAACCCUUGUCCGUAGAAAAUAUUUCUUUAAAUAUGUUGAUGUGUCUGUUAUCAUUUUAAUGCGAAACAUCUUUAUAUAAUUUGAUGUUUAUAUCAUGAAAACUAUUGCAGAUAUUACAAAGAUUCCUUAUUCAAAUUUCACAGAAUGUUUCCACUUGUAUAAUUCUCACACUUCCACAGUACUUCCACUAUGAAAUAUUUCUGGAGGAGGUGGUAUUUGAGAGAAGAACUUAAGGACUAUUGGGAGGGCUUAUUAGAGAGAGGGUUAUUAUUAGAGAGGGGGUUAUUUUCUUUUUUUUGGGGGGGAUGUGGGCUUAUUAGAGAAGAGGCUUAUUAGAGAGGGGGUAUUUCAGAGGGGGGGGGGGCUUAUUAGAGGAGACUUGUUAGAGAGGGCUUAUUAGAGAGGGAAGCUUAUUCAAGAGGGGGUUAUUUGAAAGCGGGAUUGGAGAGGUAGCCUUAUGAGAGUGAAAUAAUUUAUGAGCUUGCAGUAUGUUGUACCACAGCUACAUCCUUCCAUAUUUCUUUUCAGAGAUGCAGAAGUGAUGAGAUUAAAACAACAAAAAGCCGCAGAAAAGAAAGCCUCUGCAGAAGGCGGUGCUGGAACGUCGAAGAAAUAAGAAAGAAAUCAAAACAGGUCACUUUAUAUAUUGCAUGUUUCUUUUAGCUUUUACACACUACAAACUAUAUUAGUUCUAUGUUAUGUGCUCUGAUCUGUUAUAGAUGACAAACAAUUUCUUGUUGUGUUUUGCUUUUUAAAUUUCUAAUUCAAAGUUUGGUUCAAAUUCAAGACUGCAUUUCAAAGAGACUGCAUUUUUGAUAUUGUGUCUAAUGAGUCAUUCCAGAAAAGAUUUGCACUCUCCCACAGAGGAAAUUUCUGCUGUUCCGAGGGGGGAUGGAUGACAAAUUUGUUUCUGAUAAUAGUAAGUGUAUUAGGAUGACCAAAGGUGGUAGGGGGGUUAACUUCCAAUAUCUAACUUGGGGGAGGUAUGGUUAUUUUCUGGUAUGACUCAAUGCUGAGUUAAUAUCUGUAUCAUACUGACUUCCAAACUUUGUAUUAGAAAUUUAAACUAAAUGAAUACAAAUAAUUAUAGAUAUUGUAUAUUCUACAAAGUACCUAAAUAUGUACAUUCAUUAAGAUUAAUUUUUCAAAACCUUAUUAUUAUAUUACUGGGGCACAUUUACGGGAAUUAUAUGAACCUACAGUAUAUGCAAUAAAUGUGACUCUAAAUUAUGUUGUUUUUAAAAUCAAUAUUAAAAAUCAAUAUUAAUUGAUAAAUAUAAAUAAUCAUAAUUUUAUAUUGUUUUUUGUUGUGUGUACAUAAAAC
This is a messenger RNA of Paramuricea clavata, 4531 nucleotides long. NCBI's taxonomy places the organism in Eukaryota, Metazoa, Cnidaria, Anthozoa, Malacalcyonacea, Plexauridae. The record is from the annotation of a GenBank genome assembly.